AUGGCGGCCUGCGCAGGCGACGCCCGAGGCGCCGCCGCGGCCCGGUGCCCGACGCCGCUCCGGCGCCUCGGCGCGGGCGCGGGCGCCUCCGCGCAGCGCGCGGCCCGCGAGCGGCUCCAGCUGCGGGCGCGCGAGCGGGCGAUCUCGGAGGCCGCGGCGUGCCUCGCGGAGGCCGGCGAGCGGCUGCUGCAGAUCGGCGGGGCCCACGCGGCCGCGCUCGGCAGCUGCGGCGUGUUGGGCGCCCUCGGCCGCGCCGGGCUGGCGUUCGGCGCGCUGUCUGACGCCCUGGACGGCGGAGCCCUCCUGCCAGGGGCGCGCGGCGACGGGGACGAGCACGACCGGGGGUCCAGGCGGGCCGAGGCAAUCGACGAGUGCAGGGGCAUGUGGGACGCGACGGCGGCCGCGGUGGAGGCGCUCGCAGGCCGCCUGCGCCAGCCCGGCGAGGCGGAGCGGCCGCAGCGAACCCGGGGCCGCCGCGGCGGGGGGGCGGCGGCCCGCCAUUUCUACAUCGGGGACGGGUGCGCCGCCGAGCCGGACGCGGAGACGGAGGCCGCCCACACGCCUCACCCGGCGGGCAGGGCGUCCUCUCGACCGGCGCCCUCGCCGCAUCGGGCCCGCCGGCGCGCGGGCGCGGCAAGCGCUGCAGCUUGCCGGCCAGGCCGUCGGAGGGCUCCGGCUCGCCAGCCGCCGCGCAGCCGCCCAGCUACCACCUCUUCGCGGGCGGGUGCGCUGCCAUGGACUGGCCCCUCUCCCGGGCGGAGAUGA
Molecule: messenger RNA, 765 nt
Organism: Prorocentrum cordatum
Lineage: Eukaryota; Dinophyceae; Prorocentrales; Prorocentraceae
Source: the annotation of a GenBank genome assembly